ACAGAACAAUCCAAUAUUAAUACAAGCGCCAAAACAAUAUCAUCUUUGCCUUGGAAUUUCAUUCAAAAUCUCUGGUACAAGAAGGCUAGGACAGAUGAAGCCAGCUAUUCUCCACCAUUAAUUACUCACCAUGAUAUUAUUGAUGAUGUUGACUUUAUUGAGGACCAGCUGAACUUUGUGAUAGACAAAGUGACAUUUGAAAAAGGUGAUUGGAAUGCACCAAAAGCAUUGAAUGUUGCAGGUGCGGCUAGUGUAGAGAUGUGCAGUGAAGGAAACAUGAUGACAGAGGGAGGAAGUGAAAAACGAAAUAGGAG
Messenger RNA from Lymnaea stagnalis (great pond snail), 314 nucleotides. Lineage: Eukaryota; Metazoa; Mollusca; Gastropoda; Lymnaeidae. The record is from the annotation of a GenBank genome assembly.